Vicia villosa (hairy vetch) is the source of this 1323-nucleotide messenger RNA. RefSeq names its product nuclear transcription factor Y subunit A-1-like. NCBI's taxonomy places the organism in Eukaryota, Viridiplantae, Streptophyta, Magnoliopsida, Fabales, Fabaceae. Gene Ontology annotation, molecular function: RNA polymerase II cis-regulatory region sequence-specific DNA binding; DNA-binding transcription factor activity, RNA polymerase II-specific. Gene Ontology annotation, biological process: regulation of transcription by RNA polymerase II. The transcript has 7 exons. Gene Ontology annotation, cellular component: CCAAT-binding factor complex. Bases 64 to 1014 code for a protein of 316 amino acids. The record is from RefSeq and is a predicted model, not a curated record.
UAUAAAUGACAUUUGAAUUAAUAAAAGUAUUUAAUAUUCUCAUGGAUUCAAAUUCAAUGUAUUAUGCUCAUAAUCCAUUGUCUAUUACAUAGAAAAAGAGAGAAAGGGUCUCACCUCAAUGCAAUUCUGAUUCUGAAAGCCAAAGUACCCAAUAGUUGGAAAACCAGUGAAAGAAUGCCAGGGAAACCUGAAACUGAUGAAUGUGGAGUAAAGCAUAGUGAGCAUGUUUCCAUUUAUUCUCAUCACCCUUGGUGGCUUGAAAAUGCCUCCAAAUCAUCUUCACUUGAUCAGCUCAAUUGUUCAAUCAUGAAUUUAGAAGCCUUGGUUUCUCCUUCAGUCUCAGGUGGGGACGUUGCCAAGGAACACCGAAACAUCAAACAUUACCAAUCCUCAACUCCAUUUACCAUGGACAAACACCUUGAUCCAAAUUCGCAGACGGAACUCGUUGGUCAUUCAACUGUUUUAACAUCGCCGUAUUCACAUCCACAAUUCGGUCAAUUCUUGACUACUUACGGACAACCAGCUAUGAUGAACCCUCAGCUAUACCACAUGCAUCAUACUAGAGUGCUUUUGCCACUUGAAAUGGAAGAGGAACCUGUCUAUGUCAAUGCAAAGCAGUAUCAUGGUAUUUUGAGGCGAAGACAGUCGCGCGCCAAGGCCGAGCUUGAAAAGAAAGUUAUUAAAGUUAGAAAGCCGUAUCUUCACGAAUCCCGUCACCUACACGCUUUGAGAAGGGCGAGAGGGAACGGCGGUCGCUUUCUCAAUACAAAGAAGCUCGAACACGAUUCUAAUGCCGCGAUAGAAAAAGGAAACGAUACCGGUGCAAUGUUGGUUACCAACAAAGAGAAUCAAGGCUCGUCGAAUGCGUUACCGUCCGUGCAAAAAUUACAGGGCUUCGAUAUUGGUUACCAUGAUGGAAAUGGCUUUACAGGAGUAUGUCAUUCACAGGCAAAUGGUAAACAGGAGGGUGAUUUCUUUGGUAAAGAGAGGGACUCAAGUGGUGCUAUUAAAUGAACCUCCCUCAACUAUACAGCAAUAGGUGAAGAUGAAGGGAUUUGCCUCAUCCAACUUAUGAUGCUGUAAAUCAAUGGCAAUUCAUUCUUGGCUCAGUUACUUAGAUUAUAGUGGUGAGACCCUUUGACAUGGCAUGGUAUGGUACACUUCAUGCCUUGUUUGGUCUCCCCUUGCUUGUGUUUCUCUUUACAACUCCAUUUGUAAAAUGGGUGAAAGAAAUAAAAAAAAUCACUUUGGUUUGUGAAUUUUAUAAGGAUCAAUUGUGUAUGACAUAUACUCCACAAAAUAGUAAAGCUUUCAUUAAUCUUA